UGGGCUUCGCGCGCCGCAGCCCGGGAGAGUCAGAAAGGCGAGGGGCGCCUGGAGCAGGCGUGUGGGACUCCAGACCGGAGAGCCGGAGGCUGCGCCUUCCCCGCACCGGGACCUUCACGGCACACCAGAUCCUCGCCCCUGCCCCGUGCGAGCGCCCAGGAUGACCACCACCCUCGUGUCUGCCACCAUCUUCGACUUGAGCGAAGUUUUAUGCAAGGGUAACAAGAUGCUCAACUACAGUCCUCCCGGUGCCGGGGGCUGCCUGCUGGACAGGAAGGCGGUGGGCACCCCUGCCGGUGGGGGCUUCCCCCGGAGGCACUCGGUCACCCUGCCCAGCUCCAAGUUCCACCAGAACCAGCUCCUCAGCAGCCUCAAGGGCGAGCCAGCUCCAGCUCUGAGCUCUCGGGACAGCCGCUUCCGAGACCGCUCCUUCUCAGAAGGGGGCGAGCGGCUGCUGCCCACCCAGAAGCAGCCGGGGAGCGGCCAGGUCAACUCCAGCCGCUACAAGACGGAGCUGUGCCGUCCCUUCGAGGAGAACGGCGCCUGUAAGUACGGCGACAAGUGCCAGUUCGCGCACGGCAUCCACGAGCUCCGAAGCCUGACCCGCCACCCCAAGUACAAGACGGAGCUGUGCCGUACCUUCCACACCAUCGGCUUCUGCCCGUAUGGGCCCCGCUGCCACUUCAUCCACAACGCUGAGGAACGCCGUGCCCUGGCCGGGGCCCGGGACCUCUCUGCUGACCGUCCCCGCCUCCAGCAUAGCUUUAGCUUUGCUGGGUUUCCCAGUGCCGCUGCCACCGCCGCUGCCACGGGGCUGCUGGACAGCCCCACGUCCAUCACCCCACCCCCCAUCCUGAGCGCCGAUGACCUCCUGGGCUCGCCCACCCUGCCCGAUGGCACCAAUAACCCCUUCGCCUUCUCCAGUCAGGAGCUGGCGAGCCUCUUUGCCCCUAGCAUGGGGCUGCCCGGGGGUGGCUCCCCAACCACCUUCCUCUUUCGGCCCAUGUCUGAGUCCCCUCACAUGUUUGACUCUCCCCCCAGCCCUCAGGAUUCUCUCUCGGACCAGGAGGGCUACCUGAGCAGCUCCAGCAGCAGCCACAGUGGCUCAGACUCCCCCACUUUGGACAACUCAAGACGCCUGCCCAUUUUCAGCAGACUUUCCAUCUCAGAUGACUAAACCAGGGUAGGGAGGGCCGCCCCCUGCCUAUUCAGCCCCCACCCCGCACCCACAUCCCCUACCCUUCCCUCCUACCCAUCCGAUUCCUGACAAACCCCUACAUUAACAAGGUUAAGCUCAACCCCUUUCCCCCAGGACCUUGGAAUGCCCCCUCCCUCCCCCCUCUUUAAACGCCCCUCCCCCCCAACAUAAGGACAAGUCAAUUUGUCAAUAGCUUCUGGCUAGAACCCCCCCACCUCAAUUUUAUAGCCCACUUACCAUGCAUAACAGACAAGUCCCAUAUUUGUCAGUAGAUGCGUUUUUUUUUCCAGCUUAAGCCUUAAGUGCCAAAUCACAAAAGAAAAAGCAGUAACAGUUUACAGAAGCAACUUAGUGCCUUGUGAUCUAACUUUGUCACUGUGACUACAUUACCUCUUCAGCGCCAGAGGGCACCCGUGGGCCUCCCCAGCCUCUGCCCAGGGGGAGGGGAAGGGGGAAGGGGGCGGGGGAGGGGGGACUUAGAACCAGCAGCUCCCUCCACUGGCAACACAAUUGCACCUUUCCUGAUUCCAGUCUCCCACACACUUCCUUCUCCCCUCUCCCCAGUAACCCCCCCUGAACCCGCCUGGGGAGAGUUGUUGCCAGACUUGGGUUUUUGGGGAAACCUAGCUUGACAUUCAAAACCUUUUUCUUCCCGACCUGAACCUCUGUUGACUAAUCUUGCCUGGGUUCGUGUAGGUCUGCAGGAAGGAAGACUGCAAAAGCGGAUGAAGAUUGUGACAUAAGUGGGACUUUGUGAUUUAAUUUUUUUUUUCUUUUGUUUUAAGUGGGGAGGAAGGGGAAGCUAGAUGGACUAUGAGAGACUUGAUUUUGGUGCUAAAGUUCCCCAGUUCGUAUGUGACAUCUUAAAAAAAAAACAACAAAAAAAUGAGAGAAAAGCUUAAAAACAUGUAAGGGGUGAGCAGUUAAUGAUAUUCAUUCCACAUACAAUAUCUGUGUAAAACGAUUUCCUGUAGAAGUAGCUUUAAUGGUUUUUGCUCUAGAAUACCGUAGGUCUAUCCUUAGAGCACUCACGCCAUGCUUUUUUCCCUGGGUUUUAAACUUCAUAUAACUUCAGAAAUUGGAGAGCAAAAAUUUUGCUUGUCACUGCACAUCAAUAUAAAAAAGCUUAUUUAACUUAUCAAAACGUAUUUAUUGCCAAACUAUGCUUUUUUUUGUUAAUUUUGUUCAUAUUUAUCGGGAUGACAAAUCCAUAGAAUAUAUUCUUUUAUGUUAAAUUAUGAUCUUCAUAUUAAUCUUAAAAUUUUGUGACGUGUCUUUUUCCUUUUUUUCCACAGUUUUAAUAUAUUAUUCUUCAACGACAUUUUUUGUAACUUUACACUUUUUUUGGUUAUUUUAUUUUAAAAAAAUGAAAAAUUAAUUUAAAAAAAUGCAAAAAACUGUUGGAUUAUUUAUUUUAGAAAUUUCCCCCCUUUGUGUUGGACUGCAAAUUGAGUUUCUUUCUCUUUUGGCCUUUCACAACUAGGACUGAGAAUGUAUGUAAAAGUUCUGUGACAGUACAGAAGGAAAACAACUUUUAAUGUAUAGCUUCUAAAAGGGAAAAAAAAAAAACAAACCCUUUGACUUCACGUGCCCAUCUCUAGACAUUCCGAUUGCAGAUUUGAGGUUCUGGAUUCCAGGUUUUGGAGUUUUCCAAUGUUAAUGCAAACAGAACUGGCACACACACAUUAAGAUGAAUGUAAUUAUUAUUCCUCUUGCUGGUCACUACCGUCGCUUUCUAUUUCUCUUUCUUUGUGUGAAUUUAUUUAAAAGAAAAAAAAACUUUUUGUAACGACUAUUUGCAGUUUAAAAAUCAAUAAACCCAUUUUUUCAAGAAA
Molecule: messenger RNA, 3033 nt
Organism: Kogia breviceps (pygmy sperm whale)
Lineage: Eukaryota; Metazoa; Chordata; Mammalia; Artiodactyla; Physeteridae
Gene: ZFP36L1
Product: ZFP36 ring finger protein like 1
Molecular function (GO): mRNA binding; metal ion binding
Source: RefSeq, a predicted model, not a curated record